AUGGCUGCCGGUGGUGGUGUCGCCGCCGCUGGCGAGGGGCUUCGCUACGCCGAGUACUCGCCACCCUCCGCCAAACGGCCAGAUGCGGAUAUUGAUCAAGGACUGGCAAGAAGUUUGAUAGCUGUUGGACUGGGUGUUGCAGCCUUCGCAUUUGCAGGUCGCUAUGCAUUUCAGAUCUGGAAACCUCUAGAACAUGUCAUCACAGAAACGGCAAAGAAGAUUUCAAACCCUAGCCUUUCAUCCUACUAUAAAGGAGGAUUUGAGCAGAAAAUGAGUAGGCGAGAAGCUAGUCUUAUUUUAGGUAUAAGUCCAUCUGCUGGCAAGGCCAAAAUUAGAACAGCCCACAGGAGAAUCAUGAUUUUGAACCAUCCAGAUAAAGGCGGAUCUCCUUACUUAGCAACCAAAAUAAAUGAAGCUAAAGACUUGCUAGAAUCAAGUACCAAACAUUAA
Molecule: messenger RNA, 450 nt
Organism: Chrysochloris asiatica (Cape golden mole)
Lineage: Eukaryota; Metazoa; Chordata; Mammalia; Afrosoricida; Chrysochloridae
Gene: DNAJC15
Product: DnaJ (Hsp40) homolog, subfamily C, member 15
Exons: 6
Coding region: 1-450 (149 amino acids)
Biological process (GO): protein import into mitochondrial matrix
Cellular component (GO): PAM complex, Tim23 associated import motor
Molecular function (GO): ATPase activator activity
Source: RefSeq, a predicted model, not a curated record